AUGCCAUCUUACUUGGUAACAGGCGCCAAUCGUGGCCUUGGAUAUGGUUUUGUGAAGUAUCUGGCCCAAAGGCCCGAGAACACCAUCAUCGGGAUUGUCCGAGACAAAGCUGCCGCAGACAAGGCUGUUGCUGCAGAUGGUCUCAAGAACGUCACCAUGGUCCAGGCCGAGAUCGCCAACUACAAGUCCUUGUUGGCAGCCAGAGAACAAGUGGUUAAGAUCACUGGUGGUUCUCUUGAUUGUUUGAUCAACAACGCAGCGUUCAUCGACAAAUCAAGCCAAGGCAAGGCUCUCGACGAGUUCGAGGAUGCGCCCGAGGUCCUGGAGCAUGGCCUGGUUGAAUCUUUCCACGUCAAUGUCGUGGGACUGAUUCACACCAUCAACGCCUUCCUUCCGCUCAUCAAAAAUGGAUCUAUUAAGAAGGUGGUUCUAAUCUCCAGUGGAAUGGCUGAUCCGGACCUUGUCAACUCAGGGAUCUUUGCCGACGGUCCUUAUACCAUCAGCAAGGCUGCGGCAAAUAUGGCGAUUUUCAAGUACAACGCAAAGUACAAGCAGGAAGGCAUUUUGUUUUUUGCCCUGUCGCCCGGGGUCGUCGCAACCUGGGAGGGAGAGGACGAGCCUCCAGUGAUCGCAGCGCUGAGGCAGGGGUAUCCACAAUGGAAAGGACCUCUGACUCCGUUGGAGUCGGCCGAGAUGUGCGUGAAGGUGAUCCAUGAUUUCAACGCCCAAGAGAAUGGUGGCUCUUUUGUGUCUCACUUUGGCAACAAACAGUGGAUGUGA
Molecule: messenger RNA, 780 nt
Organism: Fonsecaea erecta
Lineage: Eukaryota; Fungi; Ascomycota; Eurotiomycetes; Chaetothyriales; Herpotrichiellaceae
Exons: 2
Coding region: 1-780 (259 amino acids)
Molecular function (GO): oxidoreductase activity, acting on the CH-OH group of donors, NAD or NADP as acceptor
Source: RefSeq, a predicted model, not a curated record